Neltuma alba is the source of this 1340-nucleotide messenger RNA. RefSeq names its product NADPH-dependent aldo-keto reductase, chloroplastic-like. Lineage: Eukaryota; Viridiplantae; Streptophyta; Magnoliopsida; Fabales; Fabaceae. The record is from RefSeq and is a predicted model, not a curated record. Bases 42 to 989 code for a protein of 315 amino acids. The transcript is spliced from 7 exons. Gene Ontology annotation, molecular function: oxidoreductase activity.
AGGAAGAGAAAACCCACAUUGAUCACUAUAAUACUGGGAAAAUGGCCGACGCAAUUAGAUUCUUUGAGCUCAACACUGGGGCUAAAAUGCCUUCCGUUGGUUUAGGGACCUGGCAGGCUGAUCCUGGUGUUGUUGCCCAUGCAGUUACCACUGCUAUCAAGGUUGGGUACAGGCACAUCGAUUGUGCUCAAGCUUACUACAAUCAAGCAGAGAUUGGUUCUGCCCUUAAGAGACUGUUUGAUGAAGGAGUUGUGAAGCGUGAAGACUUAUGGAUCACCUCCAAACUCUGGUGCGCAGAUCAUGCUCCUGAAGACGUACCAAUUGCGUUGGACAAAACUUUGAAGGAAUUGCAACUUGACUACCUAGAUCUCUAUCUGAUACACUGGCCAGUGAGGAUGAAGAAGGGAUCGGUAGGACUCAAGCCUGAGAAUCUGACGGAAACGGACAUAGGGAGUACGUGGAGGGCGAUGGAAGCGACGUACGACGCCGGCAAGGCGAGAGCGAUCGGAGUGAGCAAUUUCUCGAGGAAGAAGCUGAAUGAUCUGUUGCAAAUGGCGCGCGUCCCUCCCGCAGUUAAUCAAGUGGAAUGCCACCCUCAGUGGCAGCAGCCACAGCUCCAUGAAUUCUGUGCCUCCCAUGGAGUUCACGUCUCUGGAUAUUCACCACUGGGGUCUCCAGGAACAGCAUGGAUCAAUGGUGACGUUCUUAAGCAUACAGUGAUCAACAUGGCGGCAGAGAAACUGGGGAAGACUCCGGCUCAAGUGGCCCUUCGCUGGGGCCUCCAAGCAGGUCACAGCGUCCUCCCUAAGAGCACAAGUGAGGCCAGAAUCAAAGAAAACUUCGAUGUCUUUGACUGGUGCAUCCCGGCAGAACUAAUGGCCAAGUUCUCUGAGAUUAAGCAGGAGAGGCUAGUGAAGGGAACUUGGCUUGUUCACGAGACACUCGGUUCCUACAGGACCAUUGAAGAACUGUGGGAUGGUGAACUGUGAGUGGGAAGCAAGAUGCAUGAUUAACGGAUGAUUAAUUGCAAAAGAGUAGGAGGAACAUUUGCCUCAUAUGUCUCAUCAUUUUAUCCUCUGUUGAUGUUCUGAAUGAGUUCUAGUCCAAUAAUUGAAGAGCAGAUUAAUUCUGCCAUUGAUUUUCUUUCUUGUUGCAGUUCGCAAUAGUCAGAAAAUAAGAAGUUUUGUUUUUGUAAUGUCAAAUACAUUCCGGUAUCCUAUUUGAGUUUGGUUAUUGUUUCUAUCCCUUGUUAUUAUUUGGAUUACCUUCCGUUCAUGUGGUAUAUAUUAAAUUGGUUGGUAAUGAAACGGAGAACGAACACCUGCAUUCUAUUGCCCAAA